UUGUGUCCGCGCGUGCCUGUGAAUGGCCAUAUCUUGAAAUUUGAAAAUUUUCUUUAAAAUUAAUUAAAAACAUUAAAACAAUAGCUUAAAAUGGCCCAGAAAGUAAUCAAAUACAUUGGCCGCACCACAGACUUUAAGGGCAACACACUGUGGGAGCUGGUGUCCAAUCUGCCCAAUUGGGGAGUCGGCCGCAUGGUCAUACGUAACAUGUUCCAACGCUACCCGGAGCCGUGCUACAUGAGAAUACUUCAGGUGCAGGCGGUGGACGAUCAGCCGGAACAGAUCCGCAAGGUGCGCGUGACCGUGGAAAAGACUUGGCGCGGCGUCACCCAGCCGAAGCCCGUGGAGAUCUACAGCACCAGCUACAAGGCCGACUACGAGCUGGUGCCGCUAUCGGAGGAGGCCAAGUUCCUCAACAACCAAAAGAAAGUGGCGCCAGUGGUGCUGCCCACAAAGAUCGAUCUGCCGCCGCUGCUGCGCGAGUACGUGAGGGAGGAGACGGGCGAGGCCAAUCCCUUCAUGAAAGUCCACUUCAAGAAGACGCCCAACAAGCAGGCACGCCUGGCCCAGGCGGGAGAGGAACCCACCCUGAAAGUUAGCAUGGAUCUGGGCCAGCCAAAGCCAGUCAGCUCCAAGCUCUACGAAGGCCUGCUGUGAGGUGGAACCCCGGACCGGCUUUGCACUGUUAAAAUAUUAAAUACAUUUAAUAUACAUUUUACCUUAAGCACAA
Drosophila obscura is the source of this 730-nucleotide messenger RNA. RefSeq lists its product as uncharacterized. The transcript has a single exon. Gene Ontology annotation, biological process: mitochondrial translation. NCBI's taxonomy places the organism in Eukaryota, Metazoa, Arthropoda, Insecta, Diptera, Drosophilidae. The record is from RefSeq and is a predicted model, not a curated record. The coding region runs from base 91 to 657 and encodes 188 amino acids. Gene Ontology annotation, cellular component: mitochondrial small ribosomal subunit; mitochondrion. Gene Ontology annotation, molecular function: structural constituent of ribosome.